GGAGCGGGGUCCGCCCCCGCGGCGCCCGGAGCUGCGCGGGGUCGAGUGACCCGCGGCCGCGCUGAGCCGGGGCGCGGCCCGCGAGCUGCAGGUGUGUGGCUGCUGGAAGAGGCGGCUCCCCCAGACAUGUCGGCAAGCUCCGUGGCCCCUCUGCUACCUCGCUACCCUGGACACUGGGAGCUGGCCCCAGCCUCAUUUUCUUCAGCCACACCUCAUUAGUCCUAAUGUGCUGAUUGGAAGACCAUAGGAAGGGGCGGGCAUGGGAGCAGAGCAGGCUCCCAGCGGCCCUCAGGGGCCUAGCAGUUGAUUGCCUCUGUCUCCCUUCCUCUGGCAGAAGGCCAGGGAGCUGGAGCUUUGUUAUCUGGGUAAUUUGCUUCAGAGCUUGGACUGAAGCCUCCCAGGUCUUAAGGCCACUUCCUAAAGGCUGUGCACCCUGACCCCAGGAAGGAGGAGAGGAGUUGCAGGUGCACAGCCCUGCUGGCUGAGCAGCUGAGACAUCAGGCUUGCCUGGGGAACGGCUGCACCACCCGCUCGCCCUCCUCGCUCGGGCUGUGCUGGACCUGGGUACAGCGUAGGGCCUCCUGACCCAGCCUUGCCAGGGCAAAGGGCACCAAGCCUUGGAAAGGGGAUGCCCCCAAGGGUGCCAGUUCAGCCAGCUGCCCCACCCCUCAGGCCCAGCCUGGCCCCCAAGUCCCCCACUGAGGUGCCCCAAGAAGUCCUGUGGGCAGACGUCUCCCACCAUGGCCGAGCACCUGGAGCUGUUGGCAGAGAUGCCCAUGGUGGGCAGGAUGAGCACCCAGGAGCGGCUCAAACAUGCCCAGAAGCGCCGUGCCCAGCAGGUGAAGCUGUGGGCCCAGGCUGAGAGGGAGGCCCAGGGAAGGAAGGGCCCUGGCGAGCAGUCCCAGAAGGAGGCAGCCGGCCAGGACCAGCAGAAGCAGGUUCUCUUCCCUCCCAGUGUCGUCCUUCUGGAGGCUGCUGCCCGGAGCGACCUGGAGGAAGUCCUCCAGCUCCUCAAGAGUGGGGUCAGCCCUGACCUGGCCAACGAAGACGGCCUGACCGCGCUGCACCAGUGCUGCAUCGAUGACUUUCAAGAGAUGGUGCAGCAGCUGCUGGAAGCUGGGGCUGACGUUAAUGCUCGAGACAGUGAGUGCUGGACACCGCUGCAUGCUGCAGCCACCUGUGGCCACCUGCAUCUUGUGGAGCUCCUCAUUUCCAGUGGUGCGGAUCUCCUGGCAGUAAACACUGAUGGAAACAUGCCUUACGACCUGUGUGAGGAUGAGCAGACUCUGGACUGCCUGGAGACAGCCAUGGCUAACCGUGGUAUCACCCAAGAGAGCAUUGAGGAGGCCCGGGCAGUGCCAGAGCUCCACAUGCUGGAUGACCUCCAGAGUCUGCUGCAUGCUGGGGCUGACCUCAAUGAGCCCCUGGAUAAUGGGGCCACGCUGCUGCACAUCGCUGCUGCUAACGGGUUCAGUGAGGCAGCUGCCCUGCUGCUGGAGCACGGAGCCAGCCUGAGCGCCAAGGACCAGGAUGGCUGGGAGCCGCUGCAUGCCGCAGCGUACUGGGGCCAGGUGCACCUGGUGGAGCUGCUGGUGGCACUCGGUGCCGACCUGAAUGGAAAGUCGCUGCUGGAUGAGACACCCCUCGACCUGUGUGGGGACGAGGAGGUGAGGGCGAAACUCCUGGAGCUGAAGCACAAGCAGGACGCACUCCUUCGAGCCCAGGGCCGGCAGCACUCCCUGCUGCGCCGGCGGACCUCCAGUUCAGGCAGCCGUGGGAAAGUAGUAAGGCGAGUGAGCCUGACCCAGCGCACAAACCUGUACCGCAAGGAACACGCCCAGGAGGCCAUUGUGUGGCGGCAGCCACCACCCACCAGUCCUGAGUCACCUGAGGAAGACGAGGACCGUCAGACAGACGCUGAGCUCUGCCUGCAGCACCCAGAGGAGGACCCUAAGGACCCCAAGCCUGCCGGGACACACAAUGGCCGCGCAGGGCUCCCCCCAGGAAGGCACCUGUACUCCAAGAGGCUGGACCGGAGCGUAUCCUACCAGCUGAGCCCACUGGAGAGUAUCGCUCCUGAUGCCGCUGUCCGGGACAGGACUCACCACACCCUGGCACAGCUCAAGCGUCAGCGAGCUGCUGCCAAGCUGCAGCGGCCAACCUCCGAGGGGCCUCAGGUCCCCGUGGUCAGCCUGCAGGACUCUGAGAACUCUCAGCCUGAUGGUGGCCCCAGGGCCGUGGGGGACCCACCUCUGCUCAGGCUCACAGCCCCCUCCGAGGAGGCCCCUGUGGAGAAGAGGCCAUGUUGUCUGCUCAUGUGAGGGGCUGAGGGACCCCCCGGCCGCUGCUCUGGAGCCCCCCGGGGGGAUGUCCCCGGCCGCUGCUCUGGAGCCCCCGGGGGGGGGGGGGACCCCUGGCCGCUGCAGGGCGUCCCCUGGUGCUGCUCUGGAGCCCCCCGGGGGGGCGUCCCCUGGUGCUGCUCUGGAGCCCCCAGGGGGGGGGGGACCCCUGGCCGCUGCAGGGGACGGCCAGCACAGCGCCUCUCCUGGCUCCGGCUGCCCUCUCAGGGAUGGACCUGUGGGCUCGAAGGCCGCAAAGGCCGUUUGUCCUGAGACUUGAUAAAGGCUGCCUACCCCCAAGCCUUCCUGUGUGUCUCUGGGGAGGGGCAGGUGGUGCAUCUGGGUUAGGGGCCUCCAUGCCUGUGGGUGCAUGCUAGGGCUUGCAGGAGGCAGCGCAUGUGUGGGAGAACUUUAGACACAGGCGAGAAGCUUAGUCUCCAUCCACACCCUCCCUGGCUGCAAGCUGCUUCUUGUAGGCUCCUUUGUAACUCUGCUUUCCUGAGGACAGCAGGGGACUUUAGAACCAGGG
Dipodomys spectabilis (banner-tailed kangaroo rat) is the source of this 2868-nucleotide messenger RNA. RefSeq names its product protein phosphatase 1 regulatory subunit 16A (gene Ppp1r16a). The transcript is spliced from 11 exons. Gene Ontology annotation, molecular function: phosphatase regulator activity; enzyme inhibitor activity; protein binding. Bases 741 to 2321 code for a protein of 526 amino acids. NCBI's taxonomy places the organism in Eukaryota, Metazoa, Chordata, Mammalia, Rodentia, Heteromyidae. The record is from RefSeq and is a predicted model, not a curated record. Gene Ontology annotation, cellular component: cytoplasm.